CUAAGUCCUCUCUCUCCACCAAUCAACGGGGCAGUGUCUUAGCACCCGGCCUUCAUUCCCCCGCCCACCAGCGUAUAUAAACACACUCUACUACUAUUCCACUUCAGUUGUGAGGAAGAUUUUGUGAGGAGCAGGACGACGUUUACACACAAAUACAGAUUAUCAGAGAUCCAAGAUGAAUCCUAAUCAGGGUACCAAUAAGACGGUAUUGGACCGGUAUUUACGGCUUGAUAUACCGGACCAGAAAUGUCAGGCCAUGUAUGUGUGGGUGGACGGUAGCGGCGAGAACCUCCGCUCUAAGACCCGCACCCUCAACUUUGUGCCCAAGUGCCCCAGUGAGUUGCCAAUCUGGAACUUCGACGGGUCAUCAACGGGCCAGGCUGAAGGCAGCAACAGCGACGUGUACUUGUACCCGGUAGCUAUUUAUCGGGAUCCCUUCAGACUGGGUAACAACAAGCUGGUGCUCUGUGAGACCUACAAGUACAACAAGAAGCCAACAGAUACUAACCAGCGCUGGAAAUGCCUGGAAGUGAUGAAGAAAGCCGCGGACCAGCACCCCUGGUUCGGCAUGGAGCAGGAGUACACACUGCUGGACACUGACAAGCAUCCUCUGGGCUGGCCCAAGAAUGGCUACCCGGGACCCCAGGGCCCCUACUACUGCGGUGUUGGGGCCAACAAGGUGUAUGGUAGGGACGUGGUGGAGGCUCACUACAGGGCGUGUCUGUACACAGGAAUCAACAUCUCCGGAGAGAAUGCAGAGGUGAUGCCCGCCCAGUGGGAAUUCCAGGUUGGUCCCUGUGAGGGCAUCACUAUGGGUGACGACCUGUGGAUGGCUCGCUACCUCCUUCACCGUGUUGCCGAGGACUUCAACGUGGUAGUGACCCUGGACCCCAAGCCCAUCCCUGGCGACUGGAAUGGCGCUGGAAUGCACACCAACUUCUCUACUGCAGGUAUGCGAUCACCUAAUGGCAUUCUGGAGAUCGAAAGCGCCAUCGAGAAACUGUCCAAGGUUCACGAUAAGCACAUCCAGGCCUACGACCCUCACGGAGGCAAGGACAACGAGAGACGUCUUACAGGCCGCCACGAGACCUCCUCCAUCCACGACUUCUCAGCGGGCGUGGCCAACAGAGGCGCCUCCAUCAGGAUCCCCAGAGGCGUGGCUGAGGAGAAGACCGGCUACCUGGAGGACCGUCGACCAUCGUCCAACGCUGAUCCUUACGUCGUGUCCGACAGAUUAGUUCGCACCAUCUGUCUCAACGAGCAGUAAGAAAUACUCACUGAGAAAGUCAUCGCCUUUCAUCAUUACUUCACGAGCAUUUCUGCCGACUCUCCAAGACUGAUGUGAUGUGCUGAAAUUCAGAUCUGUUAUUGCCUCGUAUAUGGCUAAUGUGAGCACCAGGGCCGCUGGCAGCGGCACGUGGCCACACGCAGUGAUGAGAGGAAAAACAUUUAGUUGGAAGGAAUGAACAUUGUGGUGUAGUGCCUCUUGUGGCCUACAGAAUCCCACACUCUUUCUAACUUUAAAACAUAUCACAAAAAUAAUCAUCGAGUUAUUUGUUGCAGUUCAACUGUACUGACGCCUGUAAUUAUCUUAUGAUAAAGAUUAUUUAUUAUCUGACUACAGUCAAGUUGUCUAUAACUGUUUUGUACCCGAGGUAAACAUUGUAUAAAUAUUUUAAACACACAACACAGACAUACACAAAACAUGCACACAGGUACACACACAUGUAUAUUUACAUUCCAAUGUGUUUGUUAUUAUCUGCGGUCGCUAUAGGUAAGGCUCUUGCCACAGCCUCGCGGUAAAGAGACGAUGAUAUAGUUGCCAGCACAGAUACCAGCAAGCGGCUACAUAAAGUACUCUAAAACAAACUCAACAACAACACUAAAAUAUUUGUCAUUAUUAGAGUACUUGUAUGAAGGAGUUAACUUUGACUCUGGUACUCCCACAGUUACAAUGGUAUUUUAAGCUCCAAAUACAUCCUUAUUUAUUUGGUAUUGCAUAACCACAUGAAGCCGUAAAUUUACUUUUAUAUGUAUCAGUAAGUUGGUUGUAUAUAAUAAAAUAUGUUCUUAAUAAAAAAAUACAGAUUCUU
Homarus americanus (American lobster) is the source of this 2093-nucleotide messenger RNA. RefSeq names its product glutamine synthetase. Gene Ontology annotation, molecular function: glutamine synthetase activity. Lineage: Eukaryota; Metazoa; Arthropoda; Malacostraca; Decapoda; Nephropidae. Gene Ontology annotation, cellular component: cytoplasm. The transcript has 3 exons. Bases 176 to 1267 code for a protein of 363 amino acids. The record is from RefSeq and is a predicted model, not a curated record.